Messenger RNA from Tachysurus fulvidraco (yellow catfish), 1810 nucleotides. Its product is annotated as 5'-3' exoribonuclease 1-like. The record is from RefSeq and is a predicted model, not a curated record. Gene Ontology annotation, cellular component: nucleus. The transcript is spliced from 3 exons. Gene Ontology annotation, molecular function: 5'-3' RNA exonuclease activity; RNA binding. Lineage: Eukaryota; Metazoa; Chordata; Actinopteri; Siluriformes; Bagridae. The coding region runs from base 981 to 1250 and encodes 89 amino acids. Gene Ontology annotation, biological process: rRNA catabolic process; nuclear-transcribed mRNA catabolic process.
AUAUAAGAUAGUUUUAAACAAUCCGAUCGAAGGAAGGCGGGGCGUGUCUGAAUACGGGUGGGAAAACAAACAUAAGAGUAACCGCGAGCACAAACACAGCAAUGCCAACCUAGCCUUCUAAGCUGAUGCAGCUCUUCACGUCCGCGCUUUUUUGUUGUUUUUCUCGGCAAUAUGGGGGUUCCAAAAUUUUACAGAUGGAUAUCCGAGCGAUAUCCGUGUUUGAGCGAAGUUGUGAAGGAACACCAGGUUUGUGUUCAUAAAUGAUGAUAGUUAGCUUUAGCACUAGCAUCCGGCUAACACUUUACCUCAGUCAGGGCUGUGUAUGUUUACAGGUGUAUUUACACAUGAUUGGUGAUUAAUUUUAGCUAAAGAAGGCAGAAAGGACAAUAAAUUCACUGUGGAAACAUUCUGAAGUUUUAAUUUCCAGCGCUUUAAUUACUCAGUUAGUGAACAGUAAGUAAUUGUGGAACAAUCCCAACUCGAUGUGUGUUACAGCUGUAGGUCACUACAUAGAGCGCGAGGGGAGGAAACUUUGUGCUAACCCCAGUGCUCAUGACAGGACAUAAGGGUCAUGUAGUCUGUAGCUGUGACAACUUACAUGUGGGUUUAUCUCUAUAGCCACACAAAUAUAAACAACGUUUAAUAUAUCUAUAAAUAUAUUGUUUAAUACUAAACCUAUUUAGUAUUAUUCUUAUUAUAGAAUUAUAUUGACGUCAUUAUAGAAAGUUUUAUUUGUAAAACUGAGGUAAUUAAAAUGGACUUUUUAGAUGAGAGAAAAUUAAUGUAUAAUCGUUUAUAAUGAACUUUGAGUAUUUUUAUACUUAUAUAUCUAUUUCUUUAAUACAUGUAGGUGUUUUCAUAUUAAAAUAUGUUUUUAUAUUAAAAUAUAUAGUCAGGUGUUCAUUUAACUGGGAGCAAAAUAGUCAGAUAUUUUCCACUACCUCGACUUUCGCAUCAUCAAGCCCAGGAAGGUGUUCUUCAUGGCCGUGGAUGGUGUCACACUCAGGGCCAAAAUGAACCAACAGCGUGGCAGAAGGUUCAGAUCAGCAAAAGAAACAGAGGAAAAAAUAAAGAAGGCUGUGGGGAAGGGCGAGGAUUUACCUGCAGUGAUCCGGUUUGACUCCAACUGCAUCACACCCGGUACGGAGUUCAUGACUCGGCUUCACAAACAUCUGAAAUACUUUGUGCAGAAAAAGCUGUCCACAGACCGACCGAGUGAGAGUGUAUCUGUCUGGUCACGAGGUGAGUAGAGUGACCGCACACACACACACACACACACACACACUCUCUGUAACAGGUCACACUGCAAUCACUGUACAUCCCUAAAUAUAUUUUUCUCUUUAUGAAGUUUCCAUCUCCAGGACACAUUAAGUAAAAGAAAACAAGACCCACAAAUCCGUGAUCACGAAUUCGUCCCCUCAGUUUAUAAACCGUACUCAUGGAUUAUUGAACUGUUCCCUCAGUUUUACAAAGCGUGCACAUGAGGUAACAAUCCGUGCUCUCAGAUUUGUAAACUGUACCCUCAGGUUUUCUAAUCCGUACCAACAAAUUCAUAAACCGUGCGCACGCUUUCGCAAUCCGUACCCAUGGUUUUGCAGACUGUACUCACUGAUUUUUAGCACCUCCCACAAGCAGGACAACAGCUCCACAAACAACGUGUUUAAACUUCAUAUUUUUUUAAAUAUGAUAGAGGGUUGGAUGACCGUACUGUGUCAACUUCAAGAGGAGAAGGUAAAAACCAAUACAAUACGAAUAAUGCACAGAUUCCUUGGCUUAAUACAAUUGUAUAAAGUUAUUUAAUAAUAACAUA